Meloidogyne enterolobii is the source of this 1392-nucleotide messenger RNA. The record is from the annotation of a GenBank genome assembly. Lineage: Eukaryota; Metazoa; Nematoda; Chromadorea; Rhabditida; Meloidogynidae.
UUCUUAUUUUCACAAAUGGAGAAUUUUAAUAUUGAAUCACUUCUUUCAUCAAUAGAAUCAAAAAAAGUUAAUUUAAACUGGGCUAAAGCUAAUUAUGGACUUGUCGAAAAAAUGAGAAGAAAAAUAAAAGAAGAGUCUUCAUUUCCUUCCACUUCAAAAAACGAUGUCAGUCAGAUUAUGGAUGAACAUCGACUAGAUAAAUUAUUUGAAAGCAGAUUUGACGCUACAGCCAUGAAUGAUAUUGACUUAAAACAUUUUCAACUUAAAUCAAUUCUAAAUGAACUUAGACAAAAUUUUGGUGUUAAUAUUACUAAAGAAAUUAUAGAUCAACUCAUCAAACGAUUUUUACAUGAAAAUUCCGAACAAUUUCAAUCUCAUCGAAAAGAAGUUUUUAAUUUUUUGAUGGAAAUUUUGGAAACUCGUCCGCCAAUAAAUGCAUAUUAUAGAUGGGAAUGGAUAUGUAUUAUACUUUCUGACUUUAGAGAGGCUUAUUCCGACAUUGAUUUGCUUAAAGUUUUGGAAAAAUUUUCUAAAGAAAUUCUCAAAUACUUCAAAAAUGACAAACUUCCAUUAGAAUUUAAACAAUUUUUGCUUGCCUUAUUGGAAUAUGAUUAUGCAGUUUUGUGUGCAAAUAAUUUAACAACUGUAAAAGAUCAAUCACAUUUAUUUCAAGAUGUUUCAACCAAAACUUUAAAAAUCACAAAUAACAAAAAAUCUUUGUCUACUUUCAAUCAAUUACCUACAACACCAAGGAACAACAAUGGAAUUGAAAAAAUGGAAGAUUUGGAUAAUUAUCCUUUGGCAUAUUUAAUUUUAUGUUUGGUUAACUGUGAAGCUGGUAAUUUUCGUGAAUUUAUUUCAACAAGAUUGGAAACUGUUAUUGUGCAGGAUUUAUUGAUGCAUUUUCAUCCUAAAGAGUAUCCACUUGAUUAUUGUCGUAUUUAUGCACGUUUGGUGGGUCUUUUACUGGAUAUAUUACUUUUCGUUGAAAGACAAGGAGAUAUGAAUAUUUUUGAUGUUGAAAAUGAUGUUUCUAGAAAAUUAAAAAAAUUGGUUAUAAAAAUUAGAAAUGAGCAUGAUUUUGAAGAAAUUAAAGGAAAAAAUAAAAAUGUAUUGGAAAAAGAUGUUGAUUUUGAAUGGAGAAUGUUUUUACAAAUGGCUGGAGUUCCUUGGAUUGGGUAAUAAUUAAUUUUAUUUUUUUAUAUAAUUUCGGAAAAAAUAGUUUUAUAACUAAAAGAUUUCAAUUUUUGGAAAUUUUCGAUUUUAAUUUUUAGUUAAAUAAAGGGAAAGAAAUUUAAAAUAUUAGUUUUUAAUUUGUGUAACUCUGGGGGUUGUCGGUUAGAGAUUUUUUGAGGAGUUGGUUUUAGAUAACCAAGGAAUUUAUUAAUUAGA